CAGUGAAUUAUUUAUUCAUGAGUUGAAAUAAAUUUAUGCUUCAUGAUGCGCAUUUAAAUUAUAUGUACAAAUAAUUAUUAUUAUUUGCAAUUCGCAUUUGAUAGAUUUAUUAUUAUUGUUGAACAAUAAAUAUCUUUUAUAAGUUAAUUGGUGGAAAGACGAACUAAGAUGGGAAAACGAAUAUGCGAUGACAGGUCACGCGCUGGGAGAAUGAGUUGUAUCUACGCAUGCGUGGUCACGUGGCUCGAUAAACAGGAAAAGCUUGGUCUGGACUGUGGGAGCGUGCUGGUCCUCUUCUGCAUUUUAAGAACCUUGUGACUUCAUUUGUAAAUUAGAAAUGUCGGUUUUAGAGCACCUUGGUGUAUGUCUGUAGCAGCUUUCAUAGUAUUCGGUUUCGAUGCGACGUAUAUUGCUUGUCAUCGUUUUGCAUAACUUGCAGUUUGUUGAGAGCAACAAAUUCCGUGUUCCGACUGAUUGACAGAUGACUUGACUGUAACGAGAAACUAAAUCUACCGUUAGGCGGAUACUUUUAAACGUGGAUAUGAGUUUUCGUGCCUUAUGGAUUAUAACACACGAGAAAGGAGAGCAGGCGAUGAUAUGUUUUUCAAGGCGGUACCCCACAGUGGAACUUCGGGCAAAGGCCUAUGCAGGGGAGAAGUACGUAGCUGUCCCUGAAGACACUGCUGUCCUACGCCCCCUCAUGACUGAGCUUGGGCUGACGGACCCCGACAAAGACUUUGUGCUCGCCCGGGAUGACUGUGCUCAUCCUCAGCACUCCCCUGCCUUGGAGCUGCGUCUGGAGGGCCGAGAUGGUGGCGUCCUGUGGCCUCUGUUGACUAUGGCUCAAGGUGGACUGAUCCUGGCCUGUCUUCCCCUGGUGGAAGCUCCCCUUGAACCUCGGCCUCCUCUCCCUAGCCUGGCCUCUGUGUCCUUGGGCCUGUCUUUUUUGGAGGGCCUGCAGACUUUCCUGUGUGGCACUACAGGAAAGCUAGAGGGGGAGGCCCUAGCAUCAAAGUUGGCUCUCCUGCCCACUGUCCUGCUGCAGGUGUGUCCCCUAGGAACCCCGAGGGACACCCCGCAGGUGGGCGUUACUGCCCCACCGGGCCCCGCAGGGUCUCAGAAACAGCCAGCCUGGAAGCCUGGUCUGCAUCGGGGACGGGCCAUGGUAAAUGUGGCCGUGAGUGAGACAGUGCGGUCCAUGCAGUACGGCAGCCCCACCAUGCAGGACCAGUGGGAUGUCUAUGGGACUGUGACCUGCAAGUGUGAGGUAGAGGGGGUCCUGCCCAAUGUGAUGGUCACCCUCUCGUUACCCCCCAACGGCUCCCCGUUGCAGGACGUGCUGGUCCACCCAUGUGUGACAUCGCUGGACUCUAGCAUCCUGACUGCCAGCAGCGUGGACGACGCUGACGGCUCCUCCUUCUCUGGCCCGUACAAGUUCCCCUUCUCCCCACCCCUGGAGCCCUUCCGUCUCUGCAGUUACACAUCCCAGGUGCCCGUCCCCCCCAUCCUGGGCUCUUACCAGCUGAAAGAGGGCAGCCACCUGGGAGUGACCCUGAGCCUCAAACUGCACGAGAGCGUUCGCAACAGCUUUGAGUACUGCGAGGCCCACCUGCCUUUCUUUAACAGGGGCCCUUUGAGCAAUGUGGACGUGAAGGUGAGUUCAGGGCAGCUGGAGGUAUCCAAGGAAAAGAGCAUGUUGGUCUGGGUGCUGGGUCAGAAGUUUCCUAAGAGUCGGGAAGUUUCACUUGGGGGCAACAUGAGUUUCUCUGAGCAGCUGUCAGGACCGACUGACCCGCUUUGUACAGGCCUAACAGCCUAUGUUAAACUGCAUUUCCGGGUGCCGGACUUGACCCUGUCUGGCUGCUCUGUGGACCAGCAUUCAGUGCAGGUUUACUCAUCUGCGAAGCCUCGUAUCACCACCUCUCGUGAGCUGGUGUCCUCCGAAUACUACAUCUGGAACUGCACUGGCGACGCCCCCGUUUCCUCAGGGCUUGCUGUACUCUAGGGUUCCCUCUGCUGGCUGGAUGACUGAAUGCACCGGGAAUGAUUGGGGAGGAGUAUUGCUUGGUGCUGCUGCAAAACAGAAUGCAGUUUCUGCGCUCUGAUUCAGCGUGAAUGAGGGAAAUAACCGGAUCGAAGAACCUUCCCAGCAUGACGGCAGCCAGCGCUCCAGUGCUGCUGUGUCUGAAAAGACCUUGAUGUUUUCCAAAAUGGAAGAAAAUGAACCGACUUUUUAUGGGCGGACUGGUAGAUCCGCGGCUCAUCUACACAUUAGCAGCACUAACCUGUUGGUUUCCAAUGACCCUCCUGCUUGUCUUCUAAUAGCAUCGGCUGCAGAGAAAGCCAGUAGUGAGCUCCCCUAUCGGACUAAUGGACACUUUCAGACUGGCCUAAUGGCACAUUUUUGGGACAGUGUUGGUCUAGGACAUUCGCUGUAUUAAUGGGAACAAAACAUCGCUGCACAGGGCUGGUGAAGGGAGGGUAGAUUCAGACAUGCUGUUAGAUUAGAUUGUAUAGUACUGGGUUGACCUUUUUUUCUGCAAAAUUAAAUGUGUAUUUAUGUCGG
Brienomyrus brachyistius is the source of this 2566-nucleotide messenger RNA. It is a transcript of the gene ap5m1, whose product is annotated as adaptor related protein complex 5 subunit mu 1. The record is from RefSeq and is a predicted model, not a curated record. The transcript has 8 exons. Lineage: Eukaryota; Metazoa; Chordata; Actinopteri; Osteoglossiformes; Mormyridae. Gene Ontology annotation, biological process: endosomal transport. Gene Ontology annotation, cellular component: lysosome; AP-type membrane coat adaptor complex; late endosome. The coding region runs from base 542 to 2005 and encodes 487 amino acids.